GGAAGCUCCGUUAGCGAGCGUGACAUCACUGACGAUGUGACGGCGGAAAGUAUCGAGCGCGGAGAGGCUGCGGCGCGGAAGAUGGAGCGGACCUCCGGCCGAACAGCAUCGGCGCUGGAAGCAGCUCCCUCUACAUUUCUUCUGUUUUUGUCACGAUGACUCAACCCACCGUCUCUGGUCCUGAUGUGUGCGGUGUAGAGGUGUCUGCCCAUGAUGGACUCCUAAACCUGUUCACUGACAUUUUUGACCAUUCCUGCAUCAGAGAGUGAUGAAUACCCAGGACCCAAAGCUUGGCAGAGAGGCAGUGGAGGUUGCUGAUGCCCUUACUCGCCCUCGCCACAACAACCGGUGUCACACCAACCAGGAAAAGCGGUACAGACGCUGUGACGUCCAAGCAGGAGUAGGUUCUGGUGGAAGUGCCAGGGUUCUUAGGUCACAGGAUGACAAAGACACUGAGGACCAACAUGGAGCACAAUCUUCAGAGCCACAACAAGUCCAGUCUGUCGCUGCAGGAACCCGCUAUCGUAGACAUGGUGACAGUGAGGCCUUGAGCCGUGCCCAGCAGCAGAGGCACAGACAACGGUUGCACAGAGAUGCUGAGACAGCACAACAGUUCGCACAACAACAAGAGAAGCAGCAUUAUGCAGAGAUGAGCCAGGAGGACGAAAGAGAGAGAGACGACUCCGCGCUGGCUCGCUCUGCGAGCACUGAGAGCGGUUUCCACACUCACACUGACCGAGCUGAGGGCGAUGACGGCCUCGUGGUCAUGGAGCCUGAAAGUCAGCCUGAGGGAGAGGAUGAGGCGGGGAACUAUGAAGCCCAACUCAGGCCAGAGUCAGAGGUAUACGCCGAGAGAGCCGAGGCCGAGCAACAUCACCUCGGUCUGCAUGACAACUGUUCUCCUCUGCCCCGCCCACAUGAACCCCUCUCAAACUGCCAACAGUCCCAGAGACAGGGUGCUGCAGAAGAAAUGCAGAAUGCCGACUAUGCCAGUAACACUUACGCCCCGCCGCCAAGCCUUUCUGGGGGAAGGGACAAUGCCACAGAUGAUCAGAGCCAUCUCCAGGCUGGACCGGGAAACGAAGCCUACGCCGAACUGUACGACAUUUAUUCACUCUCUGAACAUGUUUAUGAGGAAAUCUGCGACGCUCCCUCAUCAGUUUUAUAUACUGCAGAUGUGACUGAGAACACAAAGUCUCUCCACCAGAGGAGAUUGGGCUUUCGGCUGUUGGAACACAGGGUUGGAGAUGGAGAUUACCAUCAGCAGGAAGCAGUGGGCUCCCGUCUGCGCCAUUACGAUGAACGCUCAGAUGGGGAGUCCGACAGCCCAGAGAAGGAGGCUGAGUUUGCUCCCUACCCACGAGCUGACAGCUGUGACCAGGAUGAGGAUGCCGAUGUGGGUGGAGUCAAAGAAAGCCGAAGCUCUGAGACUCUCCGUCGUUCUGCCAACGCCACUGAUAAAGAAACAGACCUGUUAGAGGCAGAGCAGCCUGGCAUUAAUAAAAUUCACACAACUGCCAACCAAGGCAAGCCAGCAGACAAACAGGCUGCCAGUCCCUCAGAAGAACCUGCUGGUGGAAGGAGUGGUCAGGAAAAGCGGGAUGCCAUUUCUUUGGCCAUCAAGGACAUUAAGGAAGCCAUAGAGGAGGUGAAGACCCGAACGGUGAGAUCUCCUUAUACACCUGACGAUCCCAAGGAGCCAAUUUGGGUAAUGAGGCAGGACAUGAGCCCCACUGCUGAGUGCGACCUGCAGCCAUCGCUAGGUUCUCCAGGUUCUGAGUCGCCAUCUCCUCCAGGAGCCGAAUCCUCCAUCAGACAUCUGCUGCAGGAUGAUGGCUUUGAAUCAUCUCCCUCCAGUAAAGAGUCGAGGACCAGCCUUGCAUCCUUCCCCACAUAUGUGGAAGUGCCCGGACCAUGUGACCCGGAGGAUCUGAUCGAUGGGAUUAUCUUUGCAGCAAACUAUCUCGGCUCCACUCAGCUGCUUUCGGAUAAGACUCCUUCCAAGAAUGUCCGCAUGAUGCAGGCACAGGAAGCAGUCAGCCGCAUUCAGUCGGCCCAGAAAUUAGGCCAGAACACAAAGAAGGCCUCUGAGGGUGAACCUCAGCCCAUGACAGAGGUGGAUCUCUUCAUCUCCACCCAAAGGAUCAAAGUGCUCAACGCUGACUCGCAGGAGACCAUGAUGGACCAUCCUUUACGGACCAUCUCCUACAUUGCGGAUAUUGGCAAUAUUGUGGUGCUUAUGGCUCGGCGUCGGAUGCCUCGAACCGACUCUCAGGAUGAUGUGGAGGCCUCAGACCCUGGAGAAGACAACAAGCGCCAGUACAAGAUGAUAUGCCACGUGUUUGAGUCAGAGGACGCCCAGCUGAUUGCUCAGUCCAUUGGGCAGGCAUUCAGCGUGGCUUACCAGGAGUUUUUACGGGCCAAUGGCAUCAACCCCGAGGACCUGAGCCAGAAGGAGUACAGUGACCUCCUCAACACCCAGGACAUGUACAAUGACGACCUCAUCCAUUUCUCCAAGUCUGAGAACUGCAAAGAUGUGCUCAUUGAGAAAGCUAAGGGGGAGAUUCUGGGCGUGGUCAUUGUGGAGAGUGGGUGGGGCUCCAUCCUGCCCACUGUCAUCAUUGCCAACAUGAUGCAUGCUGGGCCGGCCGAGAGGUCUGGCAGACUGAACAUUGGUGACCAGGUCAUGUCCAUUAAUGGGACCAGCCUGGUGGGACUGCCACUGUCCACGUGUCAGAGCAUCAUCAAGGGUUUAAAGAACCAGUCUCGUAUCAAGAUGAACAUUGUCAGAUGUCCUCCAGUCACCACUGUCCUCAUCCGGCGGCCAGACCUCCGUUACCAGCUGGGCUUCAGUGUCCAGAACGGCAUUAUCUGUAGCCUUAUGCGCGGUGGCAUCGCUGAACGAGGCGGGGUCAGAGUGGGUCACCGCAUCAUCGAGAUUAACAGCCAGAGUGUGGUCGCGAUGCCGCAUGAGAAGAUUGUCCACAUCCUGUCCAGCGCUGUGGGAGAGAUCCACAUGAAGACGAUGCCUGGAGCCAUGUACCGUCUGCUGACCGCCCAGGAGCAACCUGUUUACAUUUAAGACCCGUCCUCUUAACGUUCUGCAAGAACUCUAACUGGUUCCACUGUCCUCCAACUACAGCACAUUUCUCAAAGGACUUUCUCUGAUUGUGGUUUUUAGCUUCAGUUUUGAAGCUCUAAAAAGGUUGAAACCAAAUCGUCCAUAUGUACAACAUUCCCACUAAAUCACGCAAAACCUUUUUAAGCAACAAUGUAAUGACGUAGUAACAAAUUAAAGCUUCCAGAAGAUGCUACGGUACUCAGAAAAGAUCAAUCACUUAUCAGAAACAGAU
Thalassophryne amazonica is the source of this 3353-nucleotide messenger RNA. RefSeq names its product amyloid beta (A4) precursor protein-binding, family A, member 1a (gene apba1a). Gene Ontology annotation, biological process: chemical synaptic transmission. Lineage: Eukaryota; Metazoa; Chordata; Actinopteri; Batrachoidiformes; Batrachoididae. The coding region runs from base 269 to 3082 and encodes 937 amino acids. The record is from RefSeq and is a predicted model, not a curated record. Gene Ontology annotation, molecular function: protein binding; amyloid-beta binding. The transcript is spliced from 13 exons. Gene Ontology annotation, cellular component: dendritic spine; cytoplasm; plasma membrane.